GUUAAAACAAUCCUUCGUUAUCAAGUUGAUCUUUUUAAAAUUUUAAAUUCACCCUACUGACAAACAAGCUCAACUCCAUCUUCAUGGGCACUCUUAAGAAAACUUCCAGCUGUGCUAUACAUGCUCUGUAAACGAUCAAGACUAGCACAGGCGCCUUCAAAGGGUUAAUGCUUUUAAUUUGAAACCUAAAAAAGACCCAAUUUCAUUUAAAAGUUGUCGCCAAUAUUAUCGGACAAUAAACCUUAACGAAUGGCUAAAUAUUAUGGAGUACUAAAAUAAUUAUUAUUUAUUCGUGAUGAUACAUUUGAAGACCAAGUAGAAAACAUUGGAUGAUCUGUGUGUUGGACUGCAGACUAAACUAAAUACAGAAUUUAAAUGAAAAUUAAUUGAAAUUAAAGAUCAAAAUAUUAAAAAUGUUUACCUGUUUAAAAUAUAGUGUUGAAAUGUGCGCAAGCAUCGAUUAAUCGAUUUACUAUCGUCGUGGCAGCGUCGCUUUGCCACACUGCGCAGUGCGCACGAAGAAUAGAGGGAGAAUGAAAAAAAUGACAUAAAUGGCGGAAAGCAAACCUAGCGCCAACAUUCGUAUUUUCGUUUAAUUUUCGCUCCAAAGUGCAAUUAAUUCCGGCUUCUUGAUCGCUGCAUAUUGAGUGCAGCCACGCAAAGAGUUACAAGGACAGGAGUAUAGUCAUCGAGUCGAUUGCGGACCAUGUACAAGCGCAAAACCGCGAGUAUUGUUAAAAGAGACAGCUCCGCAGCGGGCACCACCUCCUCGGCUAUGAUGAUGAAGGUGGAUUCGGCUGAGACUUCGGUCCGGUCGCAGAGCUACGAGUCUACACCCGUUAGCAUGGACACAUCACCGGAUCCUCCAACGCCAAUCAAGUCUCCGUCGAAUUCACAAUCGCAAUCGCAGCCUGGACAACAGCGCUCCGUGGGCUCACUGGUCCUGCUCACACAGAAGUUUGUGGAUCUCGUGAAGGCCAACGAAGGAUCCAUCGACCUGAAAGCGGCAACCAAAAUCUUGGACGUACAGAAGCGCCGAAUAUACGAUAUUACCAAUGUUUUAGAGGGCAUUGGACUAAUUGAUAAGGGCAGACACUGCUCCCUAGUGCGCUGGCGCGGAGGGGGCUUUAACAAUGCCAAGGACCAAGAGAACUACGACCUGGCACGUAGCCGGACUAAUCAUUUGAAAAUGUUGGAGGAUGACCUAGACAGGCAACUGGAGUAUGCACAGCGCAAUCUGCGCUACGUUAUGCAGGAUCCCUCGAAUAGGUCGUAUGCAUAUGUGACACGUGAUGAUCUGCUGGACAUCUUUGGAGAUGAUUCCGUAUUCACAAUACCUAAUUAUGACGAGGAAGUAGAUAUCAAGCGUAAUCAUUACGAGCUGGCCGUGUCGCUGGACAAUGGCAGCGCAAUUGACAUUCGCCUGGUGACGAACCAAGGAAAGAGUACUACAAAUCCGCACGAUGUGGAUGGGUUCUUUGACUAUCACCGUCUGGACACGCCCUCACCCUCGACGUCGUCGCACUCCAGCGAGGAUGGUAACGCUCCAGCAUGCGCGGGGAACGUGAUCACCGACGAGCACGGUUACUCGUGCAAUCCCGGGAUGAAAGAUGAGAUGAAACUUUUGGAGAACGAGCUGACGGCCAAGAUAAUCUUCCAAAAUUAUCUGUCCGGUCAUUCGCUGCGGCGAUUUUAUCCCGAUGAUCCGAAUCUAGAAAACCCGCCGCUGCUGCAGCUGAAUCCUCCGCAGGAAGACUUCAACUUUGCGUUAAAAAGCGACGAAGGUAUUUGCGAGCUGUUUGAUGUUCAGUGCUCCUAACUGUGGAAGGGGAUGUACACCUUAGGACUAUAGCUACACUGCAACUGGCCGCGUGCAUUGUGCAAAUAUUUAUGAUUAGUACAAUUUUGACUUUGGAUUUCUCUAUAUCGUCUAGAAAUUUUUAAUUAGUGUAAUACCUUGUAAUUUCGCAAAUAACAGCAAAACCAAUAAAUUCGUAAAUGC
Messenger RNA from Drosophila melanogaster (fruit fly), 2002 nucleotides. RefSeq names its product E2F transcription factor 2 (gene E2f2). Gene Ontology annotation, biological process: regulation of transcription by RNA polymerase II; regulation of DNA-templated transcription. Gene Ontology annotation, cellular component: nucleus; transcription regulator complex. NCBI's taxonomy places the organism in Eukaryota, Metazoa, Arthropoda, Insecta, Diptera, Drosophilidae. The transcript has 5 exons. The coding region runs from base 707 to 1819 and encodes 370 amino acids. The record is from RefSeq and is marked reviewed. Gene Ontology annotation, molecular function: RNA polymerase II cis-regulatory region sequence-specific DNA binding.